Messenger RNA from Rhagoletis pomonella (apple maggot), 1264 nucleotides. Its product is annotated as cytochrome c oxidase assembly protein COX18, mitochondrial-like. Gene Ontology annotation, biological process: mitochondrial respiratory chain complex IV assembly; protein insertion into mitochondrial inner membrane from matrix. The record is from RefSeq and is a predicted model, not a curated record. The coding region runs from base 87 to 1244 and encodes 385 amino acids. The transcript has 4 exons. Gene Ontology annotation, molecular function: membrane insertase activity. Lineage: Eukaryota; Metazoa; Arthropoda; Insecta; Diptera; Tephritidae. Gene Ontology annotation, cellular component: mitochondrial inner membrane.
CGUCGAGUGACAUUCACAGCUGUUUUCGAUUUUGUUUUGUUUACUCCAUGCAUAACACUUUUUUAAAUUUUUUAUUCUGUUAAAAAAUGAAUAAUUUCGGAAUUUUACGGUACAAAAACGCAAUACGCUUGUUUCAAAGCCCUCAAUUUUCCAUAUGUGAGCGUUCUUUUUCCUGCAUCUCUUCAACAAAUAGUUUAAGAAAACAAAUGUCUGGUGCCAGUAGCAUCACAACCUCAAGUGUUGGUGUUCUGCGAUUGCAACACCGUGGACUUGCGGAAGCCGCCACCAAUAGUACUGCAAUUAUAACAGAACAAGUGCACUCUCCGUUCACAGGCAUAUGGCUAACCCUGUCACAAAGUGCACCAGUUGCUUGCAUGCAGGAAGCAUUGACAGCGAUACAUGACUACAGCGGACUACCGUGGUGGGCUUCAAUUGUUAUGUCCACAAUGCUAUUUCGCACCGUAAUAACGCUGCCCUUGGCUAUAUAUCAAAAUAAAAUAAUGGCACGCUUAGAAUUAUUAGCAUUAGAAAUGCCUGCAAUUGUUGCCGAAUUGAAGAAGGAAGCUGCCAUGGCUAUGAAAAAGUUCAAUUGGACCGAAAGCCAAACUAGGCUAGUGUACAACCGGUCGUUGAAAAAGCAAUGGAAUGCGUUAAUUGUACGCGAUAAUUGUCAUCCGGCGAAAACCUUCAUUAUGCUUUGGGGUCAAAUACCAUUAUGGAUAUGCCAAUCAGUUGCAUUGAGAAAUCUUGUGCAUAUGAUGCCUGACCCCACAACGCUGCAGGCACAAAUUAUUUACACUGAAAUGACAAUAGGUGGCUUUGGGUGGAUACCGAAUCUAACGGAAGUGGACAGUUCUUACAUUCUUCCUGUUUCACUUGCUCUAAUUAACUUGGGCAUAAUAGAGUUGCAAACUGUAUUGCGUACGCGUCCCACAACACGUUUGCAAAAAUAUGCCACAAAUGUGUUUCGUUUGCUGACUAUUGCAUUGGUACCAGUGGCCUGUUCUGUGCCAUCGGCUCUUUGCGUUUAUUGGGUGGCUUCUAGUUGUCACGGUUUAGCACAAAAUCUGCUGCUGGCUUCACCUGUAGUACGCCGCUCACUUGGUAUUCCACUUACUAAUUCGGAAGUUCCGAACCCAUAUGAACGAAUGUGGGUUAGAAUGCAAACUCUUACAACAAAAACGGAAGAAAAAUCUCUAGAGAAACCCUCAAAUGUAACAAAAAGUGAAGAGACUCGUAAAUAGAAAAUGCUGUUCCUUAAAUG